AUGAUUGGCCCGCUGCCCGCAAAACGUCUUGUCCACCUCGAUCCGUCCUUCUCCUCCAACAACCAACUUUCCAUAACAUCCUCCCCACUCCGCCAUGGCGUCGAAGCUGUUUACCGUUUCGCGGGCCAGCCGGGUGCUGCGCCAAUUUCCUUCCUCCCCUUACAGAUCUUUCUCCGCCGCUCCGCAACGUUACAGCGACUCUCUCGCGGUGGUACCCCCCACAACAACCCCUCCAUCCCAUUCAAGUUCUCCGAACAGAACCUCAAACUCAUCGACGAGAUUCUCAAGCGAUACCCACCACAGUACAAGAAGGCAGCCGUCAUGCCCCUGCUAGACCUUGGCCAGCGCCAGCACGGCUUCACUAGCAUCAGCGUCAUGAAUGAGGUUGCUCGUAUGCUUGAGAUGCCCCCAAUGCGUGUCUACGAGGUCGCCACUUUCUACUCUAUGUACAAUCGCGAGCCGGUCGGCAAAUACUUUCUCCAGGUCUGCACUACGACACCCUGCCAACUCGGCGGUUGCGGCAGCACCGCCAUUGUCAAUGCAAUCAACGAGCACCUCGGCAUCACCCCCGGCCACACCACCGAGGAUGGCCUGUUCACCUAUAUUGAGGUCGAAUGUCUUGGCGCCUGUGUCAAUGCGCCCAUGGUCCAGAUCAACGAUGACUACUACGAGGACCUGACCCCCGAAUCCAUCAAGAGCCUUCUCACUGCUUUGAAGGACGCUGCUAGCGGCACUGGCACCAAGGUUCCUGCCCCUGGCCCACUGAGUGGCCGGAACACUUGCGAAAACAGCGACGGUCUCACCAACCUGCGUGAGGUCCCAGAAUGGGAUCCCGAGGUCAUGAUGCGCAAGGACGGUGCCCUUGACGCACCCGCUGCUCAAUAA
Penicillium chermesinum is the source of this 885-nucleotide messenger RNA. RefSeq names its product complex I 24 kDa subunit family protein. Bases 1 to 885 code for a protein of 294 amino acids. The record is from RefSeq and is a predicted model, not a curated record. Gene Ontology annotation, molecular function: NADH dehydrogenase activity. Lineage: Eukaryota; Fungi; Ascomycota; Eurotiomycetes; Eurotiales; Aspergillaceae. The transcript has 3 exons.